Molecule: messenger RNA, 1611 nt
Organism: Trichoderma virens Gv29-8
Lineage: Eukaryota; Fungi; Ascomycota; Sordariomycetes; Hypocreales; Hypocreaceae
Exons: 1
Coding region: 1-1611 (536 amino acids)
Biological process (GO): transmembrane transport; carbohydrate transport
Cellular component (GO): membrane
Molecular function (GO): carbohydrate:proton symporter activity
Source: RefSeq, a predicted model, not a curated record
AUGUCUCAAGGCGCAGACAAGAAAGCAGAGGUCGAGCAUGUGCCACAAGCUGAAGCCUUCGAAACAGCUGGUAACUGGACCAACCUCGCUGAAGAUGCUCGCAACGCAACACAGGAAGAACAUAGCUUGACGUUUCUCAAGGCCGUCAAGAUGUACCCGCAAGCAUGCAUGUGGUCUAUGAUUGUCUCAAUCGUUGUCAUUAUGGAUGGAUACGACACGGCUCUCAUCGGCAAUCUUUUCGGGUAUCCCGCUUUUCAACAGCAAUUUGGUCAUCCCCAAGGACAGGGGAAAUAUCAGUUAGAGGCAAAGUGGCAGACUGCUUUAGGACUGGCGAGCCCUCUAGGUAAUAUCGUUGGCAUUUAUCUCAACGGUCUUAUCACUGAGUGGCUUGGUCACAAGAAAGCUGUUCUGGGAACUCUUGUGUUUCUUACUGGUGUUCUAUUUAUUCCCUUCUUUUCAAAGACCAUUGAGGUGCUUUUCGCCGGGGAAUUGUUGUGUGGUUUGGCAUGGGGUGUUUUCACCACUUUGGCCCCCGCAUAUGCCUCAGAAGUCGCCCCAGUAGCCCUUCGCGCAUACCUCGAGACUUUCGUUGUCCUUUGCUGGGGAAUCGGCCAGUUCGUUUCAUACGGUGUUCUCUACGGCUUGGUAAAUCGCACCGAUGAGUGGUCUUGGCGAAUCCCGCUUGCCAUCCAGUGGGUUUGGCCUGUUAUCGUUAUUCCUCUGCUUCUGUUUGCACCUGAGUCUCCCUGGUGGCUCGUUCGCAAAGGUCGUAUCGACAAAGCGGAGCAGUCUAUGAAACGACUUUCCUCCAAGAAAACGCAAACUAGUAAGCAGUCUAUUGCUUUGAUGGUUCAAACUACCAACCUGGAGAUGGCCAUGACGGAAGGGGCCUCAUACAGGGACUGCUUUCGCGGAACAAACAUAUGGCGUACCGAAAUCGGAUGCGUCGUUUGGGCGUCCCAGGUUCUCUGUGGUUUUGCCAUAGCUAAUUACUCGUCCUACUUUUACGAGCAAGCUGGGUUGGCCGCAGCAAACGCUUACAAAAUGACCAUUGGACAAGGAGGAAUUCAUUUCUUGUGCACUCUACUCUCAGUAUUUGUGACUGCACGAUUUGGUCGACGUGGAAUCAUGCUUUGCGGAUAUGCGGGCAUGUCUUGUGCUAUGUUUAUUCUUGGAUUUCUAGCACUUGCUCGCCAAACCACGGGCCUGGGCUAUGGCCAGGCUAUUAUGUAUCUUGUCUGGUACGUCAUCUACCAGUUGACUGUUGGUCCAACUGCCUACAUUAUUGUUGGCGAGAUAUCUUCCACCCGCCUUCGGUCUAAAAGUAUCUCCCUGGCUCGUAACGCAUACAAUGUUGCAAAUGUGUUUAGCGCCACUGUGGCUCCCUAUACUCUGAAUCCUACUGCGGGAAAUCUGAAGGGCAAGACUGCCUUUCUGGCUGCCGGUUUCUCGCUCCUUUGUUUGCUGUGGGGUUACUUUCGCCUCCCCGAAAGCAAAGAUAGGACGUACGAGGAAUUGGAUCUAUUGUUUUCACAGAAUCUGAAGGCUCGUGAAUUCAAAGAUGCGUCUGCCGACAGCAUGGAUACAUCUGAAUUUACCAAACAAUAUUAA